AUGCAACCUUGGAUUCAAAAAGGAACUACAGGCAGUAGUAGUAGUAGUAACAAACAGACAACAUUCCAUUAUGAUCAAACAUUAAAUAAUAUACCCCAAUCAUCAUCAUCUGGACAUACCCAGGGAUUUCGUACAAACAGACAAGAAAAUGAACAAGAAAAAGAAAAGGACCAAGAAAAGGGGGUAGAACCUUUUCCCCAGUAUCGUCAUCAUUUAGAUAACCAACAUUUGGAUGGUGCAGAGGUGCUUUUGUUUUUAAACUCCACAAACUACACAGACCAUGUUGAUGGCGAUGACCUAAGACCAGAUUCGAUGCGAUAUAGAUCUUUUCAACAUCAAGUAGAUCAAUUCUGGAACGGGUUCAUGAAUAAUGAAGAUAUCGUAAAUUACAUCGAACAACAGACCUAUAUUGACGAUAUCUAUGCGAUACCCGUCAUUGGUGAAGACAUUCGUAGGGUCAAAACAGGGUCUAGUGAAGAAAAGAAAAAGGCAAUCAAUAGACUGGAAAUGAUUCGUCAACACUUUAUCCAAAAGACUCACGGUGAUUCAAGUCUGGCCGCACAAAAGGCAAGCGAAUUUGAUUGCGACAGUUUAUCUCGCACCUCAUCGGUAUCGUCUACACCCACUGAACGUACACCGUUGAUUAGCGGUAAAGAAGAAGAAAAUACAUGGAAGACGGAAGUCUACUGGCUUAUAUACAAUGCAUUUCCCAUUGUUUUUACUUAUUUGAUGCAAAAUUCGCUACAAAUGGCGAGUAUUUUUACAUUGGGCCAUCUGGGUCCCACUGAACUUGCCGCAGCAGCAUUAUCAAGUAUGUUUGCUAGUGUAACAGCCUGGAGCAUUGCAUCCGGUACAUCGGCUGCACUCGACACACUCUGUUCUCAAGCAUGGACAGGAGCCAAAGACAAGACGUUGGUCGGUGUUCACCUUCAACGAGGACUAUGCAUUUUAGCACUCAUGUUUAUACCUAUUGCCUUUGUCUGGUGGAAUGCGACUUCGUUGUUGCUCGCUCUCAAACAAGAACCUGAACUGGCCUACCUAUCCGGACUCUUUUUGCGUUGCCUCAUGCUAGGUGCCCCUGCGUUCAUUGCAUUUGAAGCGAUCAAGAAAUAUCUGCAAGCACAAGGAAUUAUGCAAGCCUCGACCUAUGUGCUCAUGAUUGUGUCUCCCCUGAAUCUGCUGAUGAAUUAUUCCUUUGUCUAUCUCGAGCCGUUUAAGCUAGGUUUUGCCGGUGCGCCCUUGGCAACCAGUCUGAGCUACUGGCUGAUGCUUAUUCUCAUCAUGCUCUACAUCCGCUUUAUCCGUGGCAGCGAGGCCUGGGGUGGCUGGACACGUGAGUGUCUGACUGACUGGUGGCCCUUCCUCAAGCUAUCUAUUCCCUCUCUCUUGAUGAUUACUGCCGAAUGGUGGGCCUUUGAGCUUUGCUCACUUGCUGCUAGUUACCUCUCCACACGCGACCUUGCUGCCCAAUCGAUUCUUCUAACGACGGCCUCAGCCACCUAUACGAUCCCCUUUGGUUUCUCAGUGGCUGCCUCGAACCGUAUCGGUAACGCUCUGGGUGAACGUGAUGGACAAAAGGCACGUUUGUCAACCACGGUCGCCUUUGUAUUUGCCGUCAUCUUUGGUUGUAUGAACUCGACCUUUUUCCUCGUCGUCCGUCAUCACUUUGGGUACCUCUUCACCUCUGACGAAGACGUCGUUGCCUUGGUUGCCAAGACCAUGCCUCUUCUUGCUCUCUUCCAAAUCGCCGACGGUGUCUCUGGUGUCUGCGGUGGUGCUAUCCGUGGUAUGGGUCGUCAAAGCUUUGCUGCAUGGGUCAACAUCAUUUCAUACUAUGCCGUCGCUUUCCCCAUCGGAUACUGUCUUACAUUCGUUCUCGAUUGGGAUCUCGCCGGCCUCUGGAUUGGACUGACCUUGGCUCUCUUCUUGGUCUCGUCUGGUGAAGUCCUUUACCUCUUGGCCGCUGAUUGGGAUGUGGAAGUGAUGAGAGCUCAACGUCGUGUUCAACACGAUGAAGAUAAAUAUCAUCAUGAUACCUUGUCCGCUUAG
This is a messenger RNA of Rhizopus microsporus ATCC 52813, 2049 nucleotides long. Its product is annotated as MATE efflux family protein. The record is from RefSeq and is a predicted model, not a curated record. The coding region runs from base 1 to 2049 and encodes 682 amino acids. The transcript has 3 exons. NCBI's taxonomy places the organism in Eukaryota, Fungi, Mucoromycota, Mucoromycetes, Mucorales, Rhizopodaceae. Gene Ontology annotation, molecular function: xenobiotic transmembrane transporter activity; antiporter activity. Gene Ontology annotation, biological process: xenobiotic detoxification by transmembrane export across the plasma membrane. Gene Ontology annotation, cellular component: membrane.